AUGCUAGGCCCCUCGCCUGGAGCUGGGGACCGGACACAGAAAUGUCACGCUUCUUACAACAUGGAUAAGGAGAUAGAGCUUGUAGGAGACGGGCACUUGCCCCAGCACGUCUGCACCGCAGGCCGCUCCCACCCCACCCUCUGCCGGGCACAGGGCGCCGGGAAUACCAUUCUGUCCCUGCAGGCCCAGCACUCUACCACCCUGUCCGGGCUUGGCUCUGACCUCUCACCAGACCAGGAGCCCACACAGGCAGCCAGCACAGGGCCUGUCACAGACAAGAGUUCAUAUAGUAUACAAGUGAAUGAACAAGUGAAUGAACGGAUGGCUGAGUGA
Rangifer tarandus platyrhynchus (Svalbard reindeer) is the source of this 333-nucleotide messenger RNA. The record is from the annotation of a GenBank genome assembly. Lineage: Eukaryota; Metazoa; Chordata; Mammalia; Artiodactyla; Cervidae.